AUAGCGGCUGCGUAGGAGACUAGUCCAGUGACUAAGAUGGCGGAAAAGUUGAGUAUAGUUGUCAUUCUUAGUCUUUGUGUUUACCUCUCUUUUCCUUACAAAACAGAUUCGAGAUCCUUCACAAUUGAUUAUGAGAAUAACAUCUUCCUCAAAGAUGGUCAACCAUUUCGUUAUGUCUCUGGGAGUGUGCAUUAUUCUCGUGUUCCACGUUUUUAUUGGAAGGACCGGCUUCAGAAAAUGAAGUAUGCUGGAUUGAACGCCAUACAAACGUAUAUUCCAUGGAACGUCCAUGAAGCAGAAGAAGGAAAAUUCAAUUUUGAAGGGGAAAAUGACCUAGUGGAAUUCAUCAAGAUGGCUGAUUCUAUUGGUCUUCUUGUCAUCUUAAGACCAGGGCCUUAUAUCUGUGCGGAAUGGGAUUUUGGUGGCUUUCCUUCUUGGCUUCUUAAGAAUCCUGCAAUCCUUCUGAGAUCAUCCAAAGAUAAAAGAUAUAUUGAUGCUGUUGAUAAAUACAUGGAUGUUCUUCUUCCAUUGAUCCAACCACUUCUCUACCAUAAUGGAGGCCCUGUCAUUUCUGUCCAGGUUGAAAAUGAAUAUGGCAGCUACUUUACAUGUGAUCACGAUUACAUGGGUCAUCUAGAGAAACUCUUCCGUCAACACCUUGGCAACCAGACUAUUCUCUUCACAACUGAUGGCUUCAGUAAGAGUAUGCUUAAAUGUGGUUCAUUACCCAGCUUGUUCACUACUGUGGACUUUGGAACAGGGAUAGACCCAGCCAAACCUUUCAAAAUUCUGCGAGAAUUCCAACCAAAUGGACCACUAGUUAAUUCUGAGUUCUACCCUGGAUGGCUAGAUCACUGGGGAGAGCAACACCAGAAAGUUAAUGCUGCACAUGUAGCCAAAUACCUUGACAUGAUACUUGCCAUGAAUGCUUCUGUCAAUAUGUACAUGUUUGAGGGAGGCACUAGUUUUGGAUUUAUGAAUGGAGCUAAUUGUGGAUCAAAUGCCAGCCAAUUCCAGCCACAACCAACAAGCUAUGACUAUGAUGCACCUUUAAAUGAAGCUGGUGAUGCUACGCAGAAGUAUUUUGUUAUAUUAGAGAUCAUUGCUAAAUACAUGGGGCCACCCUCUGGGAUGCUUCCUCCUUCAACUCAAAAAUAUGCUUAUGGAAGAGUUAACAUGACUAAGGUGUCUGGACUGUUGGAUGUGCUUCCCAUUCUCUCACCUUUAGGACCUGUGAAAGCAAGAGUCCCUCUUACUAUGGAACAAAUAGGACAGAACUAUGGGUUUGCCAUCUAUGAGACACAAAUCCCUUCCAAAUACACCCACAGCACUGUUACUAUCAGCAUUCCAGGUGUAAGGGACAGAGCUAUCAUCUAUGUUGGAGAGAUUCGUCAAGCAACCAUAUCACGCACUGGAAAUACAACUGCUGUUCUGACUGUUGGUGCCUUUCUUUCUCUGGCUAUUCUCGUAGAGAAUAUGGGUCAUGUUAACUAUGGACCAUACCUGACGGACCCCAAAGGGAUCCUUGGUAACGUUGCCAUCAACGAUGAGAUCCUUCUCGAGUGGACCAUGUAUCCAUUGGACCUAACGAAGUUCCUUGGGUAUACUAAACAUCAUUUGAAGGGUUUAUCGAGCGAUUCUGAUACUCCGAAUGCCCCGACUUUCUUCACUGGUAGUAUCCCUCCAGCCAGUGAUGGUAUACCAAAGGAUACGUAUUUGAAUGUCAAGAACUGGCAUAAAGGGCAGGUUUUUAUCAAUGGAUUUAAUGUUGGUCGUUACUGGCCUGUCGUUGGACCUCAGGAAACUCUAUACGUUCCCGCAAGCAUUCUUUACUCUGGUCAGAAAACUAGUACGCUAGUGCUUCUAGAACUGGAUGAGAAUCCCUGUGACUACCCAGAGACGUGUUUCGUAACAUUUGAUAAGACCCCGAUCCUUGAUGGACCUGUUAAACCACUUGCCAAACAAAGGAGCAAGAUUGCUAAACCUUCAGAUCCUUGGAUUUCUAAGUAUACGAGGGAUGAAAGCCGCUGGGAUGUAAAGGACAAUGCAGUGGACGCACUUCUGAAGAAAGCUAUUAAGGGUUUCCAUCGUAGGGUUUUGUAAAAUACUGUGAGGUUAUAUUGGUAUUGGGUCUGGGAG
Molecule: messenger RNA, 2139 nt
Organism: Actinia tenebrosa (Australian red waratah sea anemone)
Lineage: Eukaryota; Metazoa; Cnidaria; Anthozoa; Actiniaria; Actiniidae
Product: beta-galactosidase
Biological process (GO): carbohydrate metabolic process
Molecular function (GO): beta-galactosidase activity
Source: RefSeq, a predicted model, not a curated record